Messenger RNA from Fusarium pseudograminearum CS3096, 1812 nucleotides. RefSeq lists its product as uncharacterized. Gene Ontology annotation, molecular function: oxidoreductase activity. Lineage: Eukaryota; Fungi; Ascomycota; Sordariomycetes; Hypocreales; Nectriaceae. The record is from RefSeq and is a predicted model, not a curated record. The transcript is spliced from 3 exons. Bases 1 to 1812 code for a protein of 603 amino acids.
AUGCGAACAAUACCUCCUCGGAAGACGAACUACACUUUCGAAUACCACACGCACGGACAGACGAUGGAUAUCGGCUAUUCAACUUGGGUCAGUCACUAUCCUACCAACAAUACCAUUGAGGGUUGGAGACCUAUAAAUGAACUCCUGGUGCCCAGUACCGACCUUACGAUCCUUGCGAUCGCGCCCAACGGCGUCCGACACUAUCAGCCUAAUGACGAUCCAGUCUUCGGUGCUAGUUAUCAAAGGGAUGGAUUCUUCUUGCCUGAUAAAUAUAUUAGCCCAAUAGGUUGUAUCGAUAGACAUGCUAUUUGCAACCCUAACAAUGGCAAAUACACACACUUGAUGGAUAAACGCGGCGCUAUCAAGAACGCGACAGACGGUCAACUGGGCUUGAACCAUGCACAGUUCGUCGCAAUUCAACGACUCAGACUUGUACUGCUCGAGUCAAGCAGCUUCCGCGACGCCGUCUGGACACGUACCCAAGGAUUCCUCCAGGCCCAAGAACGGGUCGCAGGGUCUGCCGGCCUGGCUUUGCCCUCUAACCAGUGGGAGAUCGAAAUGGCUGCUCUUUUCGAUGAUACGCUCGUGAACCUGCAAUAUCACGUUAUGGAAUAUGUGGCUGGUUCGUCGAUACCUGGCAACUUUGAGACUAUCAAGGUCUGGGAAAACAUGGAUACCGUAAACUUGUGGGACAAUACAUCUGACACUGACAAAUAUCCCCCUCCUCAUCUUAGUCAUAUCAGCCAACCUGCCAAGCAACCUACUGUCGCAAAACAAUCCCCGACUUCCAAGCAAGAUACUAUGUCAUCUACGCAGCACGCCUGGGUCGUCGUCGAGCACGGCACACCUCUUCAGAAGAUUGAGAUACCAAUUCCGGAGCCCACUGGUACUGAAAUCCUCAUCAGAGUAACACAUUGUGGAGUGUGUCACUCUGACUUGCAUUUCUGGGAAGGCUUCUACGACUUAGGUGGGGGAAAGCGCAUGUAUGCCAAGGAUCGGGGUGCCAAGUUACCCCGAGCUUUGGGCCACGAGAUCCUGGGUACUGUGGCCAAGCUCGGGCCCGACGCAGACCAGGCAGUACCUAUCGGCGCCAGCAGAGUCGUGUACCCUUGGGUCAUUAGGGGUGUCUUCAGCAACGGUGGCUUUGCGCAGUACGUCACGGUUCCCCACGCCCGGUAUCUUGUUGAUUACGGCAAUGCGAACCCGUCCACAGACUGCACCUUUGGCUGCUCUGGGCUCACUGUUCUGAGUUCAAUCCAGAAGCUAAUGCCGUUGAAGCCAGAAGAGCCAGUCUUGCUAGUUGGUGCAGGCGGACUUGGCUUAGCUUGCAUAUCGAUGCCUCAUGCUCUGGGUCAUAAGAAGAUCGUCACAGCUGAUAUAUCGCCUGAGAAAUUACAGGCAGCUCUUGAAGCUGGUGCGACUGCGGUUGUGGACAGUAAGGCUGGGGAAGACCCUGCCAAGGCGGCUAUACAGGUCGCUGGAGGUCCCUUCUCUGGCGCUAUUGAUUUUGUUUGCAAUAAACAGACAGCCGAAUUUGCCUUGGCAAGUGUUGGAAAAGGGGGUAAGGUCGUCACUGUCGGCAUUAUGGGAGGCGAAACGGCCAUCUCUUUGGUACCUUUCACUUUCGGUUCCAAGUCACUCCUCGGAAUCAUUACCGGCACCCCUCAGCACCUUAGGGACGUUUCCAAGAUAGUUCAAAGCGGAAAACUGAAGGCAAUCCCUAUCACUGAGUUUCCUUGGGACCAGGCAAACGAUGCACUCCAACGAAUUUACGAAGGCAAAGUGACAGGGCGAUUCGUUCUUAUUCACUAG